AUGACCGCUGCAUUCGGUAAAAUCGACACCUACGAAGAAUCCGGCGAGUCAUGGGAGCACUAUACGGAACGUCUAAUUCAGUACUUUGUCGCGAACGGCAUUACUGAGGAAGCAGACGACCUGAUACGACGACGAGCAAUAUUGCUUAGCUUAUGUGGUCCACGCAUAUAUAAACUUAUGAGUGACUUGUUAGCUCCAGUGAAACCCAGUGAGAAAUCCUUUGCGGAUCUGGUACAGAUAGUGCAAAACCACUAUGCACCCAGACCAUCAGAGAUAGUGCAAAGAUAUAAAUUUAACAAUUGCUUCAGAAAAGAAGGUGAGUCCAUUUCUGACUAUAUAGCGGCACUGAGGAAUCUAUCAGAGCAUUGUGAGUAUGGCACGAUGCUUGAAACCAUGAUAAGAGAUAGACUUGUAUGUGGUGUUAGAAUACAGCGACGUCUUUUAUCUGAAAAAGAACUGUCUUUUAAACGGGCAUAUGAAAUAUCGUUGUCUAUGGAAACAGCAGCGAAAAAUGUCAUAGAUUUGCAGGGACACGGAUUGAGGUCCGAGGGACAGAACAAUGUCAACAAAGUCUCUAGUGAUAGUCGAGGUCAGUCUAGAGGCCAGUCUCAAGGUCAACAAGGUCACCAAAAACCAUGUUAUAGGUGUGGAGGAAAUCAUGACCCAAAAACUUGUCAUUUUAAGGACAGUGAAUGUUUUCACUGUAAGAAAAAAGGUCACAUAAAGGAAAAAUGCCCGAGUCGACUGCGAAAUAAAGAUACAAAAGGUAAACACCAUAAAUCAACCCCAGUACAUAUGCUACAGUCAACUGACCACAGGAGGGAGGAUCAGGAGUGUAUAUAUUCCAUGUACAACAUAAACCAAGUUGGUAAAAAAGAUAGAUAUGAAGUAACCCUACAGGUCAACAACCAGGAUGUCUCUAUGGAAGUAGACACAGGAGCUGUUGUCACAGUGAUUGGAGAAAACACAUGGGCAGACAUCAACAAAAAUGGUAAGCCGGUGAAGCUUAGAAACACUGCAGUAAAGCUAAAGACUUAUACUGGUGAACCCAUCCCAACGAGGGGUGAGGGGGAAGUCUCAGUGAAGUAUGGAGACUAUACAGGAACACUGACUGUAGUGGUUGUAAAGGGAGACUACCCUAGUCUUCUUGGAAGGAAUUGGCUUUCUAAGGUAAAGUUGGAUUGGAGCCAGAUAUUUCAAGUCAAGCAAGAUCCACCAGAGGAUCAGAUUGAUCACAUUUUGAGAAAACAUGAAUGUGUAUUUAAGGAUGGUUUAGGUACUAUCCGGGGAACAAAGGCCAAGUCAUAUGUGGACAACUCUCAGAAGCCUUUGUACUUCAAGGCCAGGCCUGUACCUUAUGCUUUACGGGACAAGAUAGAGCAUGAACUUGAUCGCUUGGUGUCAGAAGGAACUAUCUCACCUGUGGAAUUUUCUGAAUGGGCCACGCCCAUCGUUCCCAUCGUCAAGGGAGAUGGUAGCCUCAGGAUCUGUGGUGAUUACAAAGUCACAGUUAAUAAGGUGUCUAAACUAGACAAUUAUCCUAUUCCUAAGACAGAGGACCUUUAUGCAUCUUUGGGAGGUGGAUCACACUUCACCAAGUUGGAUCUUAGCCAAGCUUAUCAACAGCUGGAAUUGGACGAAGAGUCUAAGAGGUAUACUUCAAUAAACACACAUAAGGGGCUUUUCCAAUACAACCGUCUACCCUAUGGGGUGUCGUCGAGUCCUGGUAUCUUUCAACGUGUCAUGGAAAACCUGCUACAGGGAAUACCGCAUGUUGUAGUGAGAGUAGAUGACAUCUUAAUCUCGGGGAGGGAUAAACUGGAUCACCUGAAAAACCUAUCUGCAGUACUUGAUCGGUUAGACAAAGCUGGAGUGAGAUUGAAAAAGACAAAGUGUGUAUUUCUGGCUGAAGAGGUAGUCUACUUGGGACACAGAAUCAACAGCAUGGGAAUCCAACCCAUAGCCGAGAAAGUCAGAGCCAUUAAGGAGGCACCUGCACCGCAGAAUGUCAAAGAACUUCAAGCAUUUAUAGGCCUUCUGAACUAUUAUGCAUGUUAUUUGCCAAACCUUAGUAGUGUGUUGUCACCUUUAUACUCACUACUCAAAAAGGAAAGCAAAUGGAAAUGGGGAAAAGAAGAAACAGAAGCUUUUACAUGUGCCAAAGAGAUGCUGCAAUCGGAUGCUUUGCUAGUGCAUUUUGACCCAAAAAAGGAACUGAUACUCUCGUGUGACGCUUCACCCUAUGGACUGGGGGCAGUACUCUCGCAUCGAGUGCAGGGUAGGGAACGACCCAUCGCGUACGCUUCACAUACACUAGCGCCAGCAGAACGUAAUUAUGCACAAAUUGAUAAGGAAGGCGCUGCCCUCAUAUUUGGAGUCGGAAAAUUCCACCAAUACGUGUAUGGACGCAGAUUUGUACUCUACACGGAUCACAAACUCCUAUUAGGCUUAUUUAGGGUGGACAAACCUACUCCUACUAUGGCAUCAGCCAGGAUUCAACGUUGGGCUUUACUCUUAUCGACAUAUGAGUAUGACUUACAAUACAAGAAGGGAUCCACGAAUGGCAAUGCAGACGGAUUAAGUCGCUUACCCCUCCAGGACACAGUUGGUGAAAUACCUACUCCAGGGGAGACAACUCUACUGAUCAGCUAUCUGGGCAGUACUCCAGUAGAUUUCCAAAAUAUCCAGUCUUGGACAGCCAAUGACUUACUGCUGAGUCGAGUGCUAACCUAUGUACAAACAGGUUGGAUGGACAAAUGUGGUGAGGAAGACUUGAAACCUUUUCAUUCACGUAGAACAGAACUCAGUUCUUAUGACGGAUGUGUUAUGUGGGGAACACGCAUAGUAAUUCCUACAAUUGGACAGAAACAAUUGUUAGAGGAACUUCAUGAGGGACAUCCGGGAAUGGUCUGUAUGAAGAAAUUGGCAUGGAGCUACUUCUGGUGGCCAGGGAUCGAUAGAGACAUCGAGAGUAAGGUCGAGGGAUGUCAGGAUUGUCAGGCACAAGGUUCGAUUCCUGCAGUGGCCCCCUUACAUCCAUGGGAUUGGCCUGAACGGCCAUGGUCUAGAAUUCAUAUGGACUAUGCAGGUCCAUUCUUAGGUCAGAUGUUUCUCAUCAUCGUAGACGCGUACAGCAAAUGGUUAGACGUAUAUCCUACCAAAACGUCAACAUCAGAAGUGACAAUUGACAAAUUGAGAGAAUGUUUCUCAACACAUGGUUUACCCAAGAUGGUGGUGUCAGACAAUGGUCCAUGUUUUACUAGCGAGGCGUUCGCAGCAUUCAUGUCUGAAAAUGGAGUGUUACAUGUAAAGACAUCCCCCCACCAUCCUUCAUCAAAUGGGCUGGCGGAUAGGUCCGUUAGGAUCUUCAAGGAAGGUAUGAAAAAAAUGCAAAACACUGAGGGCAACCUAACCCGGAAAUUGAGUAGAUUUCUACUAGCCUAUCGGUCAACUCCGCACACUACAAUGGGAAUCUCACCAUCAGAACUUCUGAUGGGGCGGCGUAUCAGAACCAAACUUGAUCUAGUGAGACCUGAGGUCAGAAAUCGGGUCAAGAAAUGUCAAACAAGUCAGAAAACCUAUCAUGAUGAACAUUCUAAGGAACGUACUUUUAGUACUGGAGAUCAAGUCUGGGUAAAGAACUUCUACAAGGGUCCGAAAUGGCUAUCGGGUGAAAUAUCAUCAAAGAACGGACCAGUGUCCUAUGCAGUUAGGGAGGGUGAUGCCAAGGUCAAACGUCGUCAUGUUGAUCAUAUUCGUCAGAGACACAGUUUAUCUUCCAAGGUGAAGGUCGAACUUCCAGAGGAACUUGAGGAUGUGGUGGUCUCUACUUCAAGCCAAACACCGGUUGUGGAGAAUGGUUCCAUCAGUACACCCGAGGUUGUGAGUUCGAAACCAGAACAAAGACCAGCGCAACCUGAACGGACCAGGCACCCACCAAGUUACCUGAAGGAUUUCGUGCGAACAUGAAUUGGAGCAUGUGUUAAUUGUUUAUUGUUAAGCUUUAAGCUUAUGGACCUGGUUAAGUUGUUUUGUGGUUAAGCUCCAUUUUCAUGUGGAUAUAGAGACUUGGUUCAAGAAUUUAUUUUUGAAGUCACGGUCAGUUUUAUUUACUUAAUUUGAGGUAACAAAUAGUUACAUUCCUGGUUUACACAUAUGGACAUGGUUAAAAGUAAUUGAUCAGGAAAUAGGGAUUCCUUUACCAAAAGGGGGAGGGAUGUUGUGUAUAAGAUAAUCCGGCUUCGGCUCUGGAUGUUAGUGUGGCCCGUGUGGGGCAUUGUGGGAUCGUCAA
Molecule: messenger RNA, 4291 nt
Organism: Ylistrum balloti
Lineage: Eukaryota; Metazoa; Mollusca; Bivalvia; Pectinida; Pectinidae
Biological process (GO): DNA integration
Molecular function (GO): nucleic acid binding; zinc ion binding
Source: RefSeq, a predicted model, not a curated record